AUGACUCGACUGGAAGCGUCUCUCCAGCGCUCAGAAAGCCGCUCUGUGAUAGAAAUGCAGAGCAGACGAGAAAGCGCCAAUGCUAGCAGACGAGGAAGCGUUAGCAUGAGCAGAAGAGAAAGUGUCAGCCAACAACACACAGAGACAAGAAGAGAAACAGAACAAAGCAACAGUCGUGGCAUUUUUAAGCGAGCCAAUCGCUUCCUCUCACAAGACCGUGAACAGGACGACGGCAGUUCCUCCUCUCCAGUGCGCUAUUAUGAAAGAGGGCACGCACUUCCAGCCAACCACAGUCCUGAGCGCAAAGCCGCCAUUCCCUUCCGAAACCCCGAUCUGGGCCUCCCAUCCUAUAGGAGACGCUAUGACAAUCUCAGUGAGCAAGCAAUGAGUGGCCUCUCCCCGCAGCGACACAUGAGUUAUUCAAAUUUCAGACGCGGAGACAGCCAAUCACGCGCAAGCCCUCGCUCUGGCAGCCCGAGAUCUACAAACGUCUCUCCACAGAGGCGAGGAGAAUCGCGAAGUUCGUCCUAUCGGAGAGGCUCUUCUACACACGGUCAUCGUACGUCCUCUCAGCAGGCUUCAGGUAAAUGCACGCCAUCACGAAGACGGGAUUCGAUAGCCACGCGCACCUCAUCACCUUCACGAAGCUCAGGUACAAAUAAAUAUGCAGAUUCCUAUAGCCCCGCCCACAAAAGAAGCCCCUCCCAGAGCUCCUACGGGCACAGCUUGGAUUCAGAAAAGCUGUAUAAGAAUCUCAAAUCAAUUGCAAGUUCGGCAGAAUCAGACGGAUCUGAUGGAAGGAACGGCUGGUCGAAAAGAAUACAGUCUGAUGACGGUGGUUAUAACGAACGCAGCCAUAGCGGCCGCAGUAGCCGCAAAAGUGGUAGCCACAGAUCUGGCUACAACAGCCGAGAUUUCUCACCACCCGGAAGCAAUUGUGACACAAUUAGAAGUCGAAAUACAGGUCGCAACAGCAGAACUAGUGGUGCCUCGACACCUCAUCGAAAUUAUGAUGAACGUGAUACUCUAAAGAAAAGCACAUCAAAAAAUAAGAGUCGCAGGAAUGACGUUUACUCGGAUAUCUCGGACAAACAAUCCAAAUCUGAUUCACGUCAAUCGCUAAGCCCCACCCACUCCCAUCUAAGCCCCACCUCUCCAGCAUCAACACCAAGCAUCGCUCAAUCAAGGCAAAGUCGAAAUCAGGCACGGACGCCUGAUUUGACAAAAUCACAAACCUUAACUCCAGAGAUGGACAAGCCAGUCGUUGAUCGGAGCAGAAGCAACAUCAGGCGUGGCUUAGAGGCGCUAAUCCUUUCAGAAAACCCCAGGUCUUCCAGCCAACCAGCAGUGCCAGAAAUGACCAUCGAGGACUAUGUGAUCAUAGCAGAUAUUCCCAGAUCAAAGCUGUACCCUGAAGAAGAAGAAGCAAUAAUAGUGAGGAGGAGGCCACAGAGCCGGAGCCCACGCAGAGACAACCAGCACAGUUAUGAGGAUGGGAGAUACGGCUAUGAGCAUGAGGUUUCUGAAGAGCGUGGCAGAGGAAGAGAAAGAGAGCGAGGAAGAGAUCGCAGAGAAAAAGAGCGGAGACGUCUAGACAAAGAGAUGGGAGGGUCAUCAAAAGCCAACAGCACCACGUCAGGCCAUUCACAGAAGUCCACUAAAAAUGGGGACAACAUUAGGAUGACAAACGGAGGACACAGAGGUGCCGAAAAGCCCCCUCCUAUGCAGGUAAACUCACCUAGAGCCACUAGUUUACCAGCCAACAGUGAGGUAUUAGGUUUCGAGUUCAGUGGCAGGUGUUUAUCUUCGCAGAAUAGACCUUUUCGCACUUUUGAGCAUCUAGACAGAACAUACUUUACAUCUAACGCAAGAUAUCGACGUUUUUGUGAAGUUAUGAGAGGAUUUGAAACGCAAAGAGAAGCUGUACAAUUCAGUACUGUCAGUGUUAAUGUGUCAAACCGCGAGCUGCUUCACGGAAGCUCUAGUCACAUGACCAACUGUUAG
Messenger RNA from Danio aesculapii, 2004 nucleotides. RefSeq names its product NK-tumor recognition protein-like. Bases 1 to 2004 code for a protein of 667 amino acids. The transcript is spliced from 4 exons. Lineage: Eukaryota; Metazoa; Chordata; Actinopteri; Cypriniformes; Danionidae. The record is from RefSeq and is a predicted model, not a curated record.